Molecule: messenger RNA, 1605 nt
Organism: Suillus plorans
Lineage: Eukaryota; Fungi; Basidiomycota; Agaricomycetes; Boletales; Suillaceae
Exons: 9
Coding region: 195-1136 (313 amino acids)
Source: RefSeq, a predicted model, not a curated record
CAGACGAGGUUUCGUGUGUGGGAGCCAGUGCAGGAGGGACCGAGUACGUGAAAGCGACUCGAUCAAGGAGAAGAAACCUUCACCGAGGCGCACUUGGGGCCCACCCUGGACAUGUGCUCGAAGCACGGAUCUUAGCUUACAAAGGCCGUAUUUCACGUGUCCAUGUCAUCCACUCUGCGGUCAUCAACUCACCAAUGGCCAUCAAUCGCAUGUUCAUAACCGCAGCUUUGUUAGAGUCUAUUCUCUAUGGAGUCAACUGCGUGCUUUUUGGCGUAUGUAUGUAUGCCCUGUUUAGUGCGCCCAAACAGCUGCAUUGGAUCUUGAAUACUCUUUUAUGCGUUUUCCACAUCUCAAUCGCGACAGCACACAACAUCCUCUCCCUUCUUCUCUUUCUGGAGGCCUUUACAAAUCCUGCUAUAGUAUCAAUUCCAGAUGGAACUAUCAUAUACUUGUUCAAGAGCACACCUUUCACGGAGACGAUGGGGGGUUUGUUUCUUCUCAACGGCCUCGCUCUAAAUUUACUGCUGAUCUGGAGGCUUUGUGUGGUUUGGAAUUGCAGGUGGAUCGUUGCUUUUGUCAUGCUAAUUCUGGAAGCUACACAAUUCGCAACUGGUGUCGCAAACUUGGUCAUGCUCAUAACCAAUCGCAUCUUCUCGAAUACUGCCAUAGCUUUGGGAAAUACUAGUUGCGCAUGCGAUCUUGCUCUUACUAUCAGUGUCACGUCCGGAAUCGCAUAUCGUCUUUGGCGGGCGAGCCGAGAUGUAUCUGGUCUAGCCAGUCACAAUUUCUACAAAACUGCCAUAUAUGCUGUCAUCGGGUCCGGUGCGAUCUAUACCAGUAGCAUAGUGGUCGUGUGCGCUCUGUACCAGUCCAGCAGCAAUGCUUUCGGCGUGGCAAUGAAUGUUGCUAUCCAGAUUUCUACUUUGACACCACUUCUUAUCAUCGCCAGUGUUAGCUUUGGGCUGAUGCACAGUGCAUAUCAUGAGCCAUCAACAUUUACGGAGCCCACUUUCACUCGACCAAUCCAGAUUACAAUCACCCAGGAGACCCGUACCCACCCUAUAUACACUAUGGAUUCUAGUACAGAAUCUACUGAAAAGACUCGGAGCGUACGGGUAUAUCAUGACGACGUAUAGUGAAAUUGGCUAGGAGUAUCGCACGGAUUCAAUUUCUCCUAUCGACGGAGGGAGUGUAGCCGUGCCAAGAGUUUGCAGUGAUUCAUGCUGCACUUGCGUUGGAAACUCGAGGAAUCCAGGUGAAGAUCAUUCAAUGACUCCAGGAAGAACUGACAAUCCUUGAACACACGCGACGAGGUUUAGCCAUACAAGUACCGCCUUCUAUUCCUGGCACGCAGAUUUUCCUAGGCCGGACAUUCCUGGACUGGCCUUUAUGCGAGUUCUGGGAGUUUAGCGAUGGGCAGAGCCAUUGAUAUACAGUGGCACGCUAAUAGGCUUUCUGGUGUGCGAGGGAUUACUAUUCUCCAUGCUGGGAUGGGGAGUAACUAGUAGUACACCGCAACUGCAGUACAAAUAUGAAUAGUUGUCACGUGAUAUUGUAUGAAAUAUUUGUGAUUAGUGUUGUAAUGCAUCCUGCUCCUUCUGAAGU